Messenger RNA from Hyla sarda, 961 nucleotides. It is a transcript of the gene LY6G6C, whose product is annotated as lymphocyte antigen 6 family member G6C. The transcript has 4 exons. The record is from RefSeq and is a predicted model, not a curated record. NCBI's taxonomy places the organism in Eukaryota, Metazoa, Chordata, Amphibia, Anura, Hylidae. Bases 98 to 454 code for a protein of 118 amino acids.
AUAAAGAGGGUUUUCUGUAUCCUAAAUCUCUUCACAGUCAGAACAGCAGGAGAAGACAGUCACAGCCACCAGCUGACAUUUUCGGAACGAGAAGACCAUGAAGACGAUUCUGUUUAUCAGUUUUGCUCUUGGGCUCAUUGCCAUAGCCUCUGCUCUAACGUGUAAAACAUGUGAUUUCCGUUUCGUCUCCUUGUGCAUCACUGGGUCUUCAAAUAAAGAGUGCACUGGAAACUGCUCCCACACCAGCGCCUCAUUUGGUUCAUUUUCCUUGUUCAGCAAACAGGGUUGCAAACCGAACUGUACAGAUGAAAAAGACGUGACAGACAGCACCUUUAACUUUCGGUACAACACCACAUGUUGUAACACAAAUGAGUGUAACAGCGGAAGCGCCGUAAAGUUCUCGGUCUCCCUUGGGCUGGGCAUGGGGCUCCUCUGGCUUCUGAAUGCUGUGUGAGUCUUCUCCGCCGCAGGCACUGCAGACGUAACACUAUAGGAUUGCCUUGAAGCAAGGCUGAAUGAGUAUAUGCAGAUGCUAUAAAUUACAACAACACUGGACUGCUUCCUAAGUACUUGGCCUACAAGUCACAGUCAGGCAUUCUAUGACUUGGCUUAGUCCUAAAAGGCGAACAAGUCCCCUUACCCUUUAUGGCUUUUCUCCUAUUCUUUUCCAUUUAUCACCACUUUUCUCCUAUUCUUUCCCAUUUAUCACCACUUUUCUCCUAUUCAUUCCCAUUUAUCACCAUUUUUCUCCUAUUCUUUCCCAUUUAUCAUCACUUUUCUCCCAGUCUUUUCCAUUCUUGACCUUUAGCCGGACCACAGUCUGUGAAUAUGAGGUCUUCCGAUCGGACUGAUUCACACCAAUGGGUCUACUCCUUCUGCACUUCCUUUACAGAGUCUCCUCACAAAAUGACAUGCCUCUUUGAUUUGUUGAAUUCAAUACCAAAUAAAAAAAAAUGUUGUA